GGAGUUUGCCCGUUGGAAAGUGAACAACUUGGCUCUAGAGAGGAAGGACUUUUUCGGUUUGCCUCUGCCUCUUGCCCCAGAGUUUGUCCGGAAUAUUCGCCUCCUUGGAAGGAGACCCAACCUGCAACAGGUUACUGAGAACCUGAUCAAAAAGUAUGGCACUCAUUUCCUACUUUCUGCCACCCUUGGAGGAGAAGAGUCCUUGACCAUUUUUGUGGACAAGCGGAAACUGAGCAGAAAGUCGGAGACAACAGGCGGUGUCCCUGUAGUCGGGGGCAGUGGGAACAGCUCUGCUGUGUCCCUGGAGACCCUGCACCAGUUGGCAGCCUCCUACUUCAUCGAUAGAGAGAGCACACUACGGCGGCUGCACCACAUCCAGAUAGCCACAGGGGCCAUAAAGGUCACAGAGACCAGGACUGGUCCUCUGGGCUGCAGCAACUAUGACAAUCUGGACUCAGUCAGUUCUGUCCUGGUGCAGAGUCCAGAGAACAAGGUGCAGUUACUGGGCCUGCAGGUGCUGCUGCCUGAGUACCUGCGUGAGCGUUUUGUGGCUGCAGCACUCAGUUACAUCACAUGUAGCUCUGAGGGUGAGCUGGUUUGCAAGGAGAAUGACUGCUGGUGCAAGUGCAGCUCCACUUUCCCAGAAUGCAAUUGUCCUGAUGCUGACAUCCAGGCUAUGGAAGACAGCUUGCUUCAGAUCCAGGAUUCCUGGGCCACUCACAACCGGCAGUUUGAGGAGUCAGAAGAAUUCCAGGCCCUGCUGAAAAGGCUGCCUGACGACCGGUUCCUGAACUCCACAGCCGUCUCCCAGUUCUGGGCCACGGACACUAGUCUUCAGCACCGCUACCAGCAGCUGGGAGCCAGCUUGAAAGUACUAUUCAAGAAGACUCACCGGAUUGUCCGCCGGCUCUUCAACCUCUGCAAACGCUGCCAUCGGCAGCCUCACUUCCGUCUGCCCAAGGAAAGAUCCUUGUCCUAUUGGUGGAACCGAAUUCAGUCCCUCCUCUACUGUGGAGAGAGCACCUUCCCUGGCACUUUCCUGGAACAGAGCCACAGCUGCACCUGCCCAUAUGACCAAUCCUCCUGCCAGGGCCCCAUUCCAUGUGCCUUGGGUGAAGGGCCUGCCUGUGCCCACUGCGCUUCAGACAAUAGCACACGCUGUGGGAGCUGCAACCCCGGCUAUGUGCUGGCCCAGGGGCUAUGCCGGCCAGAGGUGGCUGAGUCUCUGGAGAACUUUCUUGGGCUGGAAACAGACCUGCAGGACCUGGAGUUGAAGUACCUGCUGCAGAAGCGAGAUAGUCGCAUUGAGGUGCACUCCAUCUUUAUCAGCAAUGACAUGCGUCUGGGGAGUUGGUUUGACCCUUCCUGGAGGAAGCGCAUGCUGCUCACCCUGAAAAGCAACAAGUAUAAGCCUGGGCUAGUGCACGUGAUGCUGGCCUUAUCCUUGCAGAUCUGCCUCACUAAAAACAGCACCCUGGAGCCUGUCAUGGCCAUCUAUGUGAACCCCUUUGGGGGCAGCCACUCUGAGAGCUGGUUCAUGCCUGUGAACGAGGGGAACUUCCCGGACUGGGAAAGGACUAACGUGGAUGCAGCUGCCCAGUGCCAAAACUGGACUCUAACCUUGGGGAACAGGUGGAAGACAUUCUUUGAGACUGUCCAUGUUUACCUACGGAGCCGAAUCAAGUCCCUGGAUGAUAGCUCCAAUGAGACAAUCUACUACGAGCCACUGGAGAUGACUGACCCCUCCAAGAAUUUGGGCUAUAUGAAAAUCAAUACCUUACAAGUCUUUGGCUAUAGCCUGCCCUUUGACCCUGAUGCAAUCCGGGACUUAAUUCUCCAGUUGGACUAUCCAUAUACUCAAGGUUCCCAGGACUCUGCUCUCUUGCAGCUCAUUGAGCUUAGGGACCGGGUAAACCAGCUCUCUCCACCUGGUAAAGUCCGCCUUGAUCUUUUCUCCUGUUUGCUUCGGCAUCGACUCAAGCUGGCCAAUAAUGAGGUGGGCAGGAUCCAAUCCUCCCUGAGGGCCUUCAAUUCCAAGCUGCCAAAUCCUGUGGAAUAUGAGACAGGCAAACUCUGUAGCUAACAGGGGACCUGCUCCAGUACUAGGCAGGGAGGGGAUCUACAUAUCCAGGGUGCAAAGAUUAUCUAAGCCCUUACCUUAGUGCCAAAAGGGUCCUCCCAUGAGACUUUCAGCACCCAGGAGAUGGGACCUGAAUGCCCUUGGACUGAAGCAGGCAAGAGAGAAAGAAACAGCCACUGUGCACGUGCACAUAUGCAUACACUUACACAUACACUUGCACUCACAGGGAGGUGACAAUUUGGCAGCCUUGGAUCUGUAAAGUUGGUGCUUUCUAAAUUGAAUGCAGCUGAAGAAAGGAAGCCAGGAAAAGCUAAAGGCAAAGAACCAGCCAAAUCAUGAAACAAACAAAAAUCGUUCAAAGUGAUUCUUGUCAUCCAAGAAAGAAAGAGGGGACAAUGGGAGGGUGGGAGUUCUUCCCUCUUUGUGGAGUCACUUUUGUAUUCUUUUUAAUUAGAUUUCUUAAAAUGUUGUUUUGUGACUCCUGACCUUGGUUCUUACGUUUUGUAUGCUGCCUCCUCUGUGAUCUGGAGGCCUUUCUGUAACUGCUCCCAGAGCUGCUCCCUUAGGAAGUGCAAGACAUGGAACAGAGGAACCAACGCUAAGGGCAAACAGCAGCCUCCUUGCUCUGCUUGAACUUCUCCCUCCCACCAGUCCCUGCUUCCUCAGCCUCCCCAGUUUGAGGGUCUUGGCUUAUUCCAAGUACCUCUCAUGGUCCAUCCAGAGCUCCUCUUCCCACAAAACCUGUUCUAAGAAAGCAGCACCAUCCAGCUAGAGAGAGACAAUGUAUAGGGAAAUGUUUCUUUUUUUAAAAAAAAAAAACUAAAAUAUUUAUUUUGUGAUUGUUUUCCUUGUCAAUCUGCUCCAGCCAUAUGAACAUCUGAGUAAAACAUUUACCUGAUUUAAUAUA
Molecule: messenger RNA, 2987 nt
Organism: Castor canadensis (American beaver)
Lineage: Eukaryota; Metazoa; Chordata; Mammalia; Rodentia; Castoridae
Source: RefSeq, a predicted model, not a curated record